This is a messenger RNA of Leptonychotes weddellii (Weddell seal), 2831 nucleotides long. NCBI's taxonomy places the organism in Eukaryota, Metazoa, Chordata, Mammalia, Carnivora, Phocidae. The record is from RefSeq and is a predicted model, not a curated record.
AUGAAUUUUGACCAGAAAACUGUGAAAUUCCUGGCGAAUUUUUACAUCAAUGGAGGCCAACACUGGACCCAUGGCUCCCCGAGGCAGGGGCCACUUGUGCCAGCCCAGCCCCAGGCUAGUGUGUUCUUGUGGGGCCCCCAGCCAGAGACCGCCUGGGAGGAGACGCGGCCCCCAGGAGUGCAGGAGUUCCAGGCUGGCCUCAGGAUGCAAACAGGCUCCCUCCAGGAGCGCCCCCCUAUCUGCACCCAGAACCUGAGGGACCUGUGGCUGGAACGACGCCCACCCAUCGUGACCGACCUGCAGGUCCCCGGCCCCGCCAAGUACCUGGUGCCGGAUGCUUCAGUGCGCGAGUCCUCCCCACAUCCCCACUUCAGCAUCGGCCGCAGGUUCCCCACCCGCGACGGCGGUGGCCGCAGGGCGUGGCAGACCUUGUGGUUCCAAAGCGAAAGCCCCUUCACGCAGAAGGCCGACUUUAACCAAGAGCAAAAGUGGCCAUCGCCCGCGGACUAUCAGCCACUCAGCCGGCCUGCCUUCUGGGCCUCCAGCUUUGGGGGCCGCCGCCCCGCCUCCAAGACACUUGAGGCCCCCGCCCGCCCGGGGCUGCCGCGGGCCGGGGGUACGGGUUACCGUACCCAGCCCCAGCUUCAGGCCCCUCCGCAGGCCCCGGGGGGCGAGAAGCUCCCCAGCCCCAACACCUACGACAUCUUGCCUGGGUGCCGCCUGCAGAGCCCCCGCCCGCCCGCCUUCUCCAUGAGCCGCUCCCCUGCGUUCGCCUCCUGGGUCAGCUCCUCCCGCAGUCCCGGCCCAGCUGCCUACUACGUGGAGGACUGCUAUAACUCACGCUUCCCCUCGGCGCCUGGAGUGGUGAUCCAGGGUGUCCGGAGACCCAAGCGCCAUGACACGGGACCCUUCUGCACCCUGUAGUGCCUCUUCCGCACAGCCGGCCACCCGGUUAUCCACGGAACCCUGGUCUCCCUGGGGGCCUUCCCAGGCCUCCCUGUGGAACUAAGGGCCUCCAACUCGGCCUUUUGACUCUCUGCGUGCCUCUGAUCUACACUCCUGGCCGGCCAACCCCUCUGUGAGCAGUGGACAUCAAGGAGGGCCCAGCCUGAAGCUCACCCGCCCCCCACCCUUGCCAUACAGAGAUGCUGUCAGUUCUCCCCAACUCUGUUGUGUGCCUGACUGGUGAGCUGUCCCUCAGAUGUGGCCUGCUGCCCACCUGUCGUGUUUGGCUUUCCUUGGCCAGGGGUCUCCCUCUGCUUCCCCUUUGGUGCCCUCUUCUCUAGGGUGGGUGGGGUAGCAGCCUGGGACCUCUGCCUGGGGACAUGAUGGGAGGGGGCCCUGUGGGCAAUACAGGACACCCCCACCUAGUUGUGCUACCCAGGGGAUUGGUCAAGCUGCCAGUCUACCCGAGGGUCAGCUGCCCUCUUGAGGUGAGGUCAGCCUGCCCAGCCACCAGGGAGGGCCCAGAGGACCAGCUGGUCAGGGCCUGGCCCCACUUCUUUGGCUCCUGCCCAAAGACCCUGUGAACUUGCCCAGCGCCAUGCAGGCCAUGCCACAGCCAGCAGACUUCCUGGGCCUUCACUUGUUAGGGUGCCCACAGCAGCAGCCCGCCUUUCUACCCAGGGGUUGUCCCCAAGACUGCCUCCUUCCCAAGGGCCUCACCUGCAGCUGGUGGUGGCUCCUGUCACCGUGCCAGUUCUUGCAGAGGCCCUUCUUGUGCCACCCGUGUCCUGAGCCAGAGCUUGACCCCUCCAAAAAGGCACCGCAACAGCUGCUAUGGUGUGGACAGCAGUCCAUUCUGCAGGGAGGCCAAAGCCCAGCGAGUCUGAGUGCAGUGCACCUGUGACCUUCUCUAGGGCUCAACCAUCGGGGGUUGAGCCCCAACACCCCUGAGAAUCAGAGCAGUGGCAUGGCAGAUGGCUGUCCUUAGGCCCUGGGCUCACCAGCUCAGCCAGCAGGCAACAGAGACAGAGCUGUGGAAGGUCUGGCCUCGGGAGCUUGGCUCAGGGGGAAGGGGGUGGAAAGCAACCCCUAGGGCUCAAUGUCAGGAGUGGGACCAGCAGGAAGGAUGGAGCAAUGCCCUCCAGCUGGGCUGAAGAGGGAGGGCUUCCUGGAGGAGGCAGUGGCGGAAGUGACUUUUAAAGAUGAUCAAGAGUUUGCUGGGCAGUAGGAAGGGAAUUUCUAGCAGGAUAAACCUCAGAAACCACGGCACACAAAAAGGGAGAGGGUGUGAUAUUUGGUGUGUCCAAACUUGGGAGGAUACAGGGCUGUUUGGAUGGAAGGAGGUGAGCUGGUGAGGUGAGAGGCUGCAGAGGGCUGAAUGCUGGGUUCAGGGGCUUGCACACUUAGCAGUGAGGAGCCCAUGGAGGGUGCGCACCAGGCAGUAUCCACCAACUCUGUAUAAGCUUCUUGUACUGCAAGGGACAAGGGACACCAUGAAACCUGAGGCUUGCGUUCGCAGUGUGUCAGGAUGGACAAGCCAGCCUGAGGGACUACCACCUUGGGUUACCUUGGGGGUUAGAUGCUCACGGUGAUGAGAGCGAGGAUACCUGUCCUUGGUCACGAUUCCACUUUGCCCCCCAGGUGUCUGCUAGGCAUUUCCGGAAGCACACUUAGAGUUUAGUCUUUGCAACAAACUUACGCUGUGAGCUUCAUCCCGCUCUCUGUUUGACAAGGAGGGAGCCAAGUUCCAGGGAGAGAGAGGGUCGUGCACCUGGUGAGGCCCAGGGGCAGGGAGCAGCUAGGGCGGACUGCUUCUUUUCUUGAAGCGAAAAUACUCUCAGCGUCAGAGGUCAGCCACGGGAUUUUUCAUGAUUAUAAAAAUAAAG